This is a messenger RNA of Olea europaea var. sylvestris, 1671 nucleotides long. RefSeq lists its product as uncharacterized. The record is from RefSeq and is a predicted model, not a curated record. Bases 464 to 1216 code for a protein of 250 amino acids. NCBI's taxonomy places the organism in Eukaryota, Viridiplantae, Streptophyta, Magnoliopsida, Lamiales, Oleaceae. The transcript has a single exon.
CCCACGAGGUUUUGUCCCUUAACUACCCGCUCACAAUUUUAACUUAUUAUUAACCUCUCAAUCACAGAUUCAUCCCUUCAUGUCGCCUAAGAGAUUUUUCUGAGGCACCCAGCAAAAAUUGAGGUUCAAGUUUCCAAGAUUCGAUUGCUAAUAUGUACUUCAUUGUUUUACCUUUCGGUGCUUGUUUAUGAGCAUCAAUUGCAUUUAUAUCUACGAAGUUUCGUUUUCUUCAGCAUCAAACUCAUAUAAUUUUGAUCCUAUCAGUCUUCAGAUUUUCAAGAAUAAAGACUUUCACCUUUCUUAUAUUUUCCAAAAAUUCAAAUUUCCAUGCAAGAGUCCAGUUUGACGGUUGAAAUAGUGAUUUUCAUCUUUGUUCUUUAAAUAUUUUCAAUUUUCAAGUUAUAAUGCCUGUUUUGUGACCUUAAAUUCUGCCAAGAAAGUUGAAUAGUGAAUUUUGAAUACAAUGGCAAUUGAAUUAUGUUCUGAUAAUCUUACAAGUACGAACGUGAGUCCUAGGAUUUCAUUUUCUCAUGAUUUUUCACAAGCAGAUGUAGUUCCAGUAGAAAAAUAUAUUGAAUCGAGCUCAUCAUCAACUGGUGAUUUUGAUUUCUGUGUAUUCCGGAGAAGCUUUGAUCAAGAAUCUUCCUUGGCCGAUGAUAUUUUCUUGGAUGGAAAGAUUCUUCCAGUUGAAAUCAAGAAAAAAUUGGCAGCUCCACCCAAAAGAGUGGCGGAGCCUCCACUAUCGCCACCACAUCCACCGCCGCAAUAUGAUCACAAGAUUAAUUCUACUUCUAACAAGAAGAGUAUUGGGAACUCAGAAGAAAAGAAAAACAAGUCAUUUUGGCAGUUCAAUCGCAGCAGUUCUUUGAAUUGUGGCGGCAAUGGUGGUGGCCAUGGACGGAGCUUAUGCCCUUUGCCACUUCUAUCCCGGAGUAAUUCAACAGGUUCAGCAACCAGUUCUAAACGAUCAUCAAUAUCAAAAUGUAGUUUGAAUCAUAAGCAUCAGCAAAAGUCUUCAUUAUUCAGUAAUUCGGCAGCGAAGCAAUCACAAUUUUUAUCAUCAUCUGCUUCUCAAUAUCAGAAGCCUCCAUUGAAGAAAAAUAUUCAAGGUUCUUAUGGAAUUAAUCCAGUGUUGAAAGUUCCCACUGCAAGUCUGUUUUGUAUGGGUUCUAUAUUUUCUGGUGACAAAGACAAGAACAAGAGCAAGAAGCUGUGAUUCAAAUUCUUUGUAAUUCUUGAAAUAGUGUGAAGGUUAAUUUGUUUCUCUAGGUUUAACCAUUUUCUCUUUUCUCAGGCCAAGUAAAUAGUGUUAAGGAAUAAAUUCUACAUUCAAUAAAUGUUGGGUUUGUAAUCCAAGUUCAUCUAGAGCUUGCGUAAUAUGGUGUAUUGGGCCUUGAAGACUUCUAAAUAAGAUCCAUGGAGGAAAAAAAGAUUGAUGGCGCUAACUGAACGCUCGAGUGGCGAGAUGGAAUAUUCAGAGGAACUGUCGCCCGCCUACCACUCAAGUUGUGAGCCUGGCGCUCUAGCAUUCAAGCAACACUAUUGUUUGGAUUUUUUUCCACCCAUUUUUUGACCUAAUUUUCAUCUUUACUAUUAUUAUUAUUAGGGUUUCACAUGUACGUCUUUAAAUAGACUUUUUACAAGUUAAUUAAUUACGAGGUUAAAAUUAUU